Molecule: messenger RNA, 1365 nt
Organism: Catharus ustulatus (Swainson's thrush)
Lineage: Eukaryota; Metazoa; Chordata; Aves; Passeriformes; Turdidae
Product: putative short-chain dehydrogenase/reductase family 42E member 2
Exons: 11
Biological process (GO): steroid biosynthetic process
Molecular function (GO): 3-beta-hydroxy-Delta5-steroid dehydrogenase (NAD+) activity
Source: RefSeq, a predicted model, not a curated record
AUGAAGCUCCCUGAAAUUGUCUGCAUCCAGGACUCCUAUGGAGCAAUUCUCACCAUAUAGAAGGAAUUUUUACAUCUAUUUGGUAGUGCUGGGCACUGUUACAUUGACACAAACCCAAAAAUGAGUGGAGUGGCAGCUCAGGAUCGCCAAACCUCUGAUGGCAAACAGAACAAAUCUGCCAGAGCACACCAUCAAAUCAGUAUGAGAGCCGUGGUGACAGGAGGGGGUGGCUACUGUGGAUACAAGCUGGGAUGUGCUCUUGCAAACAUAGGAGCUUCUGUUGUUCUGUGUGACAUACACAAGCCUUUGUGGAUGAUUCCCAAUGGAGUGGUGUGGAUCCAGACAGAUAUCAGGGAUUACAAUGCCAUACUGGAAGCCUUUCAAGGAGCUGACUGCGUGUUUCACGUAGCUUCAUAUGGAAUGUCAGGAAUAGAGCAGUUGCAUAAAAAAGAGAUUGAAUCCGUAAACAUUAAUGGAACUCGAUUAAUCCUUAAUGCAUGCAAACAACAAGACAUCCCUCGGCUGGUGUACACCAGCUCAGUGAAUGUGGUGUUUGGAGGAGUUCCUAUUGAAGAUGGGGAUGAGGAAUCUUUGCCAUACUUCCCAAUUAACAAGCUUGUGGAUCAUUAUUCCAGAACCAAAUCAAUUGCAGAACAAAUGGUACGAGCAGCUAAUGGAUCUUCACUAGCAGGAGGUGGACUACUUCACACGUGUGUUCUUCGCCCACCGGGAAUCUACGGACCAGAAGAGCAGAGACACUUGCCAAGGCUAGCAAAGAUUAUUGAGAGAAGGCUGCUUAGCUUCAAGUUUGCAGACCCUACUGUUCAAAUGAACUGGAUACAUGUAGAGAAUUUUGUACAAGCUCAUAUUCUAGCUGCUGAAGCUCUCACUCCUGAAAAGAACUAUAGAGCUAGUGGCCAGGUGUACUUCAUUCAUGAUGGAGAAAAAUCCAACCUUUUUGAAUGGCUGACUCCACUUUUUGAAAGAUUAGGUUGCAGUAAGCCAUGGAUACGUAUUCCUACUUGCAUAGUCUAUGCAUCAGCCACAUUCAUGGAACACCUUCAUGCAAUUCUGAGACCUAUUGUUGACCUGCCACCACUGCUAACCAGAAAUGAGGUUAUGAACAUUUCUGUAACUCACACAUUCAAAAUAGACAAGGCACGGGCUCAGCUGGGGUACCACCCACUGAAGUAUGACUUUGCUGAUUCUGUGGACCACUACAUGAAAUCCAGACCACAACUCUCAAAUUAUCAACUCUUCCUCAAUAUUUUGGUUAGUUUAACUAUCACUUUAAUUUUGUUUUUUCUUUCUUUAAAACUUGAUAGCCUUUCCGUUUUUCAUUUUUUCAAAGAAGGACAACACUGA